Molecule: messenger RNA, 1182 nt
Organism: Salvia splendens (bonfire salvia)
Lineage: Eukaryota; Viridiplantae; Streptophyta; Magnoliopsida; Lamiales; Lamiaceae
Product: protein FAR1-RELATED SEQUENCE 5-like
Exons: 1
Coding region: 1-1182 (393 amino acids)
Molecular function (GO): zinc ion binding
Source: RefSeq, a predicted model, not a curated record
AUGGGUGUGGCUCCCAAACUCAUUGUAACCGACCAAGACUUAGGAAUGAAAGUUGCUGUUGAGGAGGUCCUUGUCAAUACAAGACACCGGUGGUGUAUGUGGCACGUUAUGAAUAAAGUUGCUGACAAAUUGCCAAAGAACAUGCUUGGUAGUGAACAAUUAAAGAAGGAACUGAAUGCAUGUGUAUGGUCAGAGUUGAUAGAACCUGAUGCAUUUGAGGAAACUUGGCAUGCUAUAAUGGAAAGAUAUGGGCUGACCAAUAAUGUCUGGUUUUCAUCAAUGUUUGCAUCCAGAAAAUUUUGGGUUCCAGCCUUUUUCCGUGAUUUUUCGAUGAGUUCGUUGAUAAAGACAACUUCUAUAUCUGAAUCACAGAAUAACUUCUUCAAAAGGUACUCAAAGUCUCGGGCUAACCUUAUGCAAUUUUAUAUGAACUAUAAUCAUGCUCUGGAGACUCAAAGAAGUAAUAGUGCAAAGCUUGAAUACUAUGAUUCAACAAAAGUACCUAUUUUGCGAACAGGAUUGGAAAUCGAGAAACAUGCAUCGACGAUAUAUAGUGGUAGUGCUUAUACUGAAAUUCAAGAAGAGAUAGUAUAUGCAUGUUUCUCUUUGUCUUGUGCAACUCUAGGAGUGUCUACCAAUACAGAUAUUGAAGUAUAUGACAUAAAGGACAAGGAUUCAAACUCAUGGACAGUGACUUACUCCAUUGGUGAUGACACCUAUUUGUGUGGAUGCAAAAAAUUUGAAAGACUUGGUCUAUUGUGCAGCCAUAUAUUUUGUGUGUUGAAACAUAAUUUUGUUAAGUUGAUACCUGAGAAGUUGCAUGGAGGAAGAUGGUUGAAGUCACAGUUUGUGAAGCCAAUACAUGGAGGUUUUUGUGAUGAUCAAGAAAUACACCUUGCUGUGGACAAGAAGAAGAUUGCAUUUAAAAACUUGUACGGAUUAUUCAUUGAAACAGCACAAAGCAUUGAAGGGAACAUUGAUCAAAUCAAUGCAUUCGCUGCAAUUAUUGAAGAAGGUAGGAAGCAGCUUCUUGGCGAAAAUGUUGUUCUGUCUUCCACACAGAAGAGAGCAAUGAUUGAGAACUUCUAUGGCUCACAUGUCCCGAACAAUAUUGAAGUUCAUCCUCCUGAGGUUGUUAGUACAAAGGGAAGUGGAAGUAGGAAGAAAUCGAAGAGGGAGUAA